This is a messenger RNA of Tigriopus californicus, 1306 nucleotides long. RefSeq names its product rhodopsin-like. The transcript is spliced from 5 exons. The record is from RefSeq and is a predicted model, not a curated record. Gene Ontology annotation, molecular function: G protein-coupled receptor activity. Gene Ontology annotation, biological process: G protein-coupled receptor signaling pathway. NCBI's taxonomy places the organism in Eukaryota, Metazoa, Arthropoda, Copepoda, Harpacticoida, Harpacticidae. Gene Ontology annotation, cellular component: membrane. The coding region runs from base 2 to 1000 and encodes 332 amino acids.
CAUGGCUGUGAGCCCUCAUAAUUUCACGAUUCAUUUCAGGUCACCCCUUCUUCAAACCACGUCGAAUGUUCUCAUUGUGUCGCUCAGCUUGUCAGACUUUAUUAUGGUCCUCAAAACGCCAAUGGCUGCAUUCAAUAAUUUUGUCCAAUAUCCAGCAAUGGGUCACACAGGUUGUCUCGUCUAUGGAGCCACGAGCAUCAUUUCCGGGCUGUCCUCCAUUUGGGUGCUGAGUGCCAUCACUUACGAACGGUAUAAGGUGAUUGCCAGUGGAUUCAGUGGUCAAAACAAGUUUUCCAUGAACACCAUCCUUACUAUUUUGGCUCUCAUUUGGGGCUUCUCCACUCUGUUGGCCAUAUUUCCAUUCCUGGGAUGGAACGCUUAUGUUUACGAGGGUUUCUUCACCACGUGUACGAUGAACAGCAUCGCCCAAGACGUUUGGGAUCGAAGUUACACCUACUUUCUUUUGGUGGUGGCCUAUUUGAUUCCCAUGUGUAUCAUCACCUACUCAAACAUGAGCAUCGUUUACAAUAACAAGACCAAUAACAAGGAGAUUUUCGAGCUGAUGAACAUGCGCAAACGUUCUUUUCAAACAUCGAACACCUCGGAAUCGGUCAGCACCAUCGCGAACAACUCCAAUGUGGAACAAGGAUCUACUCCGUUGGUCCCGGGCAUGUCCUCCAACGUUCACGUUAAUAAAUUCAAGCAAGACCGACACAUGAUUGAGAUCCGAUUGGCCAAAGUGGCAUUCUUUCUCAUUCUUUUGUGGUUGGUGGCAUGGACGCCGUAUGCAUUGGUAUUCUUUUGGUCUCUCACUCCAUAUAGUCAAUAUCUUCAUCCGAUUUAUGAUGUCUUUCCUGGGGUUUUCUGCAAAAUGUCCGCCGCAAUCAACCCUUACAUCUAUGGGUUAUGCUUACCCAAGUUUCGGCGUGAGAUCUAUCGAAUAUUUUUCCGAGCCUUUUUUUGCCGAAGUCGCUCUCCCAACCGUGGAUGUGUCAACUGACAACCAUCGAGGGCAACCAGUAGCGAGAUGGGUGCCUCAUUGUACCAAGUGUGACUGAGCGGCCGAACGUGGGCAUUGGUGGGAGUCACAGAGUAAAAUUUGUAGAAUGUCAUGUUUAAUGGUUAAUCAAAAUAAAGUGCACACCAAACCCACGGUUACUGAUAGGAUAGAUACAACUUUACAUGAUUACGACAUGCAAACCUUCUUUAUAUAUACAAUCAAGUGCCAUUUCAAAGACGAAAAGGAUCAUGAAUGGACUUAAUUAACCAAAUUAUUUUGCAUUGUUUAUGUUGAAUUCUUGGUACU